Geodia barretti is the source of this 1773-nucleotide messenger RNA. The record is from the annotation of a GenBank genome assembly. NCBI's taxonomy places the organism in Eukaryota, Metazoa, Porifera, Demospongiae, Tetractinellida, Geodiidae.
CUGUCGCCCCGCGCCGUGGGUGGGCUGCUCGUCGAGACCGACCACCAGGUCGACACGCGCAAACUGGUCCCCGCACUGCGGGCCGCCUGUGAAGCGGUCGGGGUACAGAUCUUGGUCCAGACCGGUGUGACCUCAGCCGAUCAGGUGCUGCUGGCCGCCGGCGUCUGGCUUGAAGACGCCUCGUCACGCCGCUUGCCGCGUCUCGGCAUGCGACCGAUCAAAGGCGAGAUCGUCCACCUCCAGGGCCAGCCGCUCAUUGACCACGUCUUGCGCAACAGCGAUAUCUACAUCAUUCCCCGUGCCGGCGGUGAAUUGCUGCUCGGUGCAACCGAAGAGGAGCAAGGAUUCGACAUGAAGCCCACAGCCGGCGGCGUGCUCGAUCUUCUGCGCUACGCCUUUGAGAUUCUGCCGGGCAUCUACGAUCUCAAUGUGACCGAACUUGAUGUCGGUCUGCGACCAACGUUCUCGGACCACAUGCCGGUGAUCGCUCCGACCGAAACCGAAGGCAUCUUCAUCGCCGGAGGUCACUACCGCGGCGGCAUUCUGCUCGCGGCGAGCACGGCGCAUUGGAUAGGCGAAAUCAUGGUGUGGGAUGUUGCCGUACUCGGUGGUGGGGUGAUUGGUCUCGCCUGCGCAUUCGAACUGGCACGCAAGGGUCAAAAGGUGGUUGUCAUCGAACGCGACCAGCCCGGCCAACAGGCCAGCCGCGUGGCCGCCGGACUGCUCGGGACGGCUGCGCUGCCGCUGGGCGAGCAGGAUGACAUCUUGCCGCUCAAGCUGGACAGCCUGCGUCGAUAUCCGCAGUUCAUCGCCAAGGUCGAGUCGAUCGGCCGGAUGAGCGCUGGUUACCGGAUGGACGGUACGCUCUGGGUGGCGAGAGACGCUGACGAAGAUGAGCAACUUGAGCUGCUGCACAACGAGCGGACGCAACGCUACCUGAGGUCGCAGCGAGUGACGGCGAGCGAGAUCUUUCAGCUCGAGCCAGAGUUGGCGCCCGGGCUGGUCGGCGGUCUGCUGGUCGACGAGGAUAUCCAGGUUGAUCCGCGCCGACUGCUCGCGGCAUUGGAGCGCGCGGUCACCAACGUUGGAGCGAAGCUCUACACACAUCACGAGGCGGUUGGCGGCGAGUACGACGAGUCGGCAGAAGCGUGGAGCAUCCAACUGCGCAGCCAACCACUCAGCCAAGACAGCGGCGAGGAACGUGACUCGAUCCAAGCCCGCAAUGUGCUGAUCACGGCCGGACCCUGGUGCGAUCAGAUCAUCGACACCGCCGGCGAGGCGGGCUCGCCUCUGUCGCCAACUGGGGUCGGACCGGUCAAAGGACAACUCCUGCGGUUGCGAGGACCGCGAAUCAUUGACCGCGUCAUCCGCACGACCAACAUCGACCUCGCCCAGCGUCGCGACGGCGAGCUGAUCGUCGCAUCGACGAAGGAACCGGAGGCCGGCUGGGAUCUGACGCCGACCGAGGAGGCCCGCGAGGAACUCCUGACCCGAGCCUCGGGUUUGAUUCCGCGUGUGCGAGAACUCGACCUGGAUGAACAGAGCGUGGGUUUGCGGCCAGCCGUUGAGGACCACCUGCCGAUCAUCGGUCCGGCCGGUCGCCCGGGACUAUGGAUCGCGACCGGACACUACCGACACGGCAUCCUGCUCGCUCCGGGAACAGCCUUCUGGCUGGCUGAGGCGAUUGAAUCCGGACAGAUACCGGACGCAAUCUCGGCCUACGGUCUCGAGCGGCUGAGAACGUCGCAAUUGAAUUCGGAGGCGGCAUCGUGA